Notolabrus celidotus (New Zealand spotty) is the source of this 2899-nucleotide messenger RNA. RefSeq names its product pentraxin 3, long a (gene ptx3a). Gene Ontology annotation, biological process: innate immune response. Lineage: Eukaryota; Metazoa; Chordata; Actinopteri; Labriformes; Labridae. The record is from RefSeq and is a predicted model, not a curated record. The transcript has 4 exons. Gene Ontology annotation, molecular function: complement component C1q complex binding. Bases 299 to 1741 code for a protein of 480 amino acids.
GAGAAAGAAAAAGUGCAAGGGGUGGGUAGUCAUUAGGGAGGAGGGACAAUAAUGUAUGAGAGCGUGAAGGCUUGAAAAAGAGAGUGGUGGACCUGCAGCCCUGUAGAAAGACAGACAGAAGGAAGCAGCAGAGACAGACCAAACACACACAGCCAGACUGACUGUUACCUUCUCUUAGAGCUCACACACACACAUAUACACAAACGUUCUCAGAUAACCAGAUAGGUAGAGGAGCUGAAGACCUGAAGCUUUACCAGACACACUCAUUUGUCCUCAAACGUUCACUCACACACGCAGCAUGUUUCGGUGGAGGCUCCCUCAGGCAGUGUGCAUGCUGUCGGCGUGUGUGUGUCUGCUGCUCGCCUACGAGGAUGAUAUUGAGGUCAACUACGCUGACCCCUUCUACAAUGAAAUCACAGAGGGAGAUACGCCAGAACCAACACCAACCUCGGCUCCCUGCAGUUCUCGAGACCUGACCAAAUGGGACAAAGUCUUCUCGAUGCUGGAGAACAGUCAAAUGAGGGAGAAUAUGAUGCUUCAAUAUGCCGAUGACAUCAUCAAAGUGGAGAUGGGAUCGCUGCGUGGGGAAAUGCUCAGGUUUGUAGCCCAGUAUGGUGGCUCCUGUGGUGUUGCUGUGGAAACAGCAGGAAGAAGGAUGGCCUUGCAGCUGGAGGGCCGCCUAAAAGAAACCAUGGACCGCUUCAAAGUCAAAGACCAGACUUCUACUGCUGCAGGGAAUUCUGUUGGGAAUUCAAACCACCUUGAGGGAACGCUACAGCUGCUCCUCACUGCAUCACGAAGCCAAGCUACCCGACUCGCCAAGUUGGAGACCAGCUGCUUCAGCCCAGGAGCCGGGAUAGGGAGGAGUUCCAAGACAGGAUUCCUGUUUCAAGACGGCAGAGGAGCUGGGCUUGACGAGCAAGAGGUAACAUCACAAGAUGUAACAUCACAAGAUGUGACAUCACAAGAUGUGACAUCACAAGGUGUAUCACAAGACUCGGUUCUGGCUGCGCUGCAAAAGACCAGGAUGGAGCAGGAGGAGGUGCUGAGGUCAUCAAGGCAAAGAUACCUUCCCGCAGGUUGUGACAUGGCCCUCCUCUUCCCCAUGCGUUCCCGUCAAAUCUACACCUCGGUCAUGCCAGAGGUUCCUCUCUCCGUUUCCUCCUUUACUGUCUGUAUGUGGGUGAAGCCAACAGCUGUCUCCAACAAAACCGUGCUCUUCUCUUAUGGAAACCGGCGUAACCCAUAUGAGAUUCAGCUGCUGCUUGCCCAGACUUCUGCACUCUUUACCAUUGGAGGGGAGGCUCACCUGGUGGAGGCAAAGAAUGUGGUGAACCCAAGCGCAUCAGAGUGGAUCCACUUGUGCGGGGCUUGGUCGUCCAAUCAGGGGUUGGCGUCCCUGUGGGCAGGUGGGAGAAAAGUGGCGUCCACCCCUGGAGUGGCUGAGGGACAUGUCUUACCCGAUGGAGGUUCACUACAGCUGGGUCAGGAAAGGAAUGGCUGCUGCUCUCCGCCUGCAAGCAUCGGGAGUGGGGUGCCAGGGUUUGAGAGGGGAUUUGAUCACAAAAUCGCCUUCACAGGGAAGAUGACUGGAGUGAACAUGUGGGACAGGGUGCUGUCAGAGGAAGAAAUUUCCCAGCUUGCUUCACAGGAAGGCCAGGGCUGUGAGCACAGAGGGAAUGUGGUGGCGUGGGGAGUGACAGAGAUGGUACCACAUGCAGGUGCACAGUUUGUCAAUUAACAGGUUCAUUCAUGUCUUUGUGGUGAAAUUUUUCAUCAGAAUCAUCAUCGUCAUAUCAGCAACAUUGUGAUAAGCUUUCAUGCUCAUACUGAAAACUUUCAUCAUCAUUCUUUGUCAUAAUAGUAAUGUGUAUGUUAUAUCCUCCAGCAUCUCCAUCAUCUAUUUAAACAUGAACACAAAUGCUGCAUUGAACUAUACUGGACAUGUUCCAAUGAGAGAAAGCCAAUCCAGUGUGAGACAGAGGUUUAUUUUUGUAACAUGACCCUUUGAACCGAGGCCUUACAGACACACACUCACUCAAACACUGACGUGCCUUCAAAUGAGAAAACUUGUAUUGUAGCAGGAAAAGCAGCAUUCACCAAAGACUUAAUUAGACUGCCAGGAAGACAAAGAGUUUAUUGUUAAAGUGAGCGGGUUCUGAGCCAGCAAUCAGCAGACAGUCAUGCAGGCGAGCAAAACCAGAGGUCACAAACUGAUACAAGGGAUCAUCUGGUUACUGAGGAUCCAAGGUCUUUUUUGAUGCAUUUUUUUGCAGUCAAUCAACAGCUAAUACAUAACUAUAAUACAAUUUAAAUGUGCAUUAUUGCAGGCAAAACUAAAAGAAGAGCUACCCUACUAGUGUGACAUAUUUAACCCUCUUUGAUCUUAAAAUGCUGGACUUCCUUUAAUUUCAAGCAUGGUCAGCAAGCACCUGCAGAAAAACCUCCUUACUAGACAUUUUUGUUUCAUCUUUGUUUUUGUUUUUUUCAUUGACUUUGUGACCUUUUAAAAGCAGAUCUUUCAACCGUGUAGUCAUCAAAGUGUUUACAUUAUUUUCUUCAUAUAAUUCCUGCUCUACUCUGUUAGUUCCUGUCAGUAGGUCUCUUAAGGUAGGAUAAUGUUGAAUCUUCUUUUUUUGAUACUGCAUAGUGAUAAGAGUAAAACUGUUUUAUUUGUAACGUGAGAUUUGAUUUUUGUAUGUGAUAAACAAAACUGAGGACAAUGUUUACAUAAUCUAAUCUUUGAUGAGCUAAGCUGUCUUGUAUUAUACUGUAAAUUCCUUUUUAUUUUUGUUCUUGUGAAAUGGUGAAACUGAAUGUAUUUUGUAUAUAAAUAUAUUUUGUUUAACAUGACUGAGUUAAUGGAGAGUGAAGUUUGAAUAAACAUUUCAAGUUAUUA